UCUGUUUUAUUAUUUCGUCCUGUCCCUCUGUCCUCCUCCUGCAGAGGCAGCACGGAGCAGAGGAAGCUGCGUUCUCGUGACGCAGCCAGAUGUCGACGCAGUCAGGAGACGGAGGUGUUCUAUGAGCUCGCCCGCACUCUGCCGCUCCCCCGCAGGGUGUCCACCCACCUGGACAAAGCGGCCAUCAUGAGAGUCGCCCUCAGCUUCCUGCGCAUGCACCACCUCCUGCGGCCGAGUGAGAAUCAGAAAGAGGAGUCUGAAGAGGAAGAGAGUGACAUCAGGGAGGAGGAGGAGGAGGAAGAGGAGGAUCCAAUGGACGCUUUCUAUCCUCAGACGUUGGCUGGUUUCAUCAUGGUGAUGACGGAGGAAGGUGACGUGAUCUACCUGACGGAGAACAUCAGCAAACACAUCGGCAUCACACAGCUGGAGCUGCUGGGUCAGAGCGUCUACGACUUAGUUCAUCCGUGUGAUCAGGAGGAGCUCAGAGAUCUGUUGAGUCUACGUCCAAGUUCGAGUAAGAAAGAACAGAAACAUCAGAACGAGAGAAACUUCUUCCUGCGAAUGAAAAGCACACUGACCAGCAGGGGGCGCACAGUCAACAUCAAGUCUGCUACAUGGAAGGUUCUUCACUGCACCGGUCACAUGCGUCCCUUCGGUGGCAGCUCCACGUCGCCCCCUGCAGCCAGAGUGAUGACCCUGCUGUGUGAGCCCAUCCCUCACCCGUCCAGCGUGGAGUUCCCUCUGGACAGGUCCACCUUCCUCACCCGCCACAGCAUGGACCUGCGCUUCACUCACUGCGAGGGCAGGGUUACAGAGUUGGUGGGAUACCAACCUGAAGAUCUGAUUGGCCGUUCAGCCUACGAGUUCCAUCACGCGUUCGACUCCGAUCACGUGACCAAAAGCCUGCACACAUUGUUGACCAAAGGUCAGGUCAGCACCAGUCACUACCGUUUCCUGGCAAACAGCGGCGGCUUCGUCUGGGUCGAGACUCAGGCGACUGUUCUCUACAGCAGCAAGACGUCGCAGCCCGAAGCCAUCGUCUGCCUCAACUUCAUCCUCAGUUCUGUGGAGCAGCCAGACGUCGUUUUCUCUUCUGAGCAGAUCCGUUGCGUUCACCAGCCCAAAGCUGAACCCGACUCACCGCAGCUCACACCAGAGGAUUGUGGGUCACCUGACGUCUGUGACACUGAUGUUCCAAAUCAAACCAACUCCAGUGAGACUGAGGACACAGGUUCGAAUCCCAGCAGCGCUACAGAGCUGUUCUUCAGACUGCAGGAGAAGCCAGAGGGGCUUUUCCAGACGGCUGAUGACGACACGGACGCCAUCGCACCACUGACAGGAGGUUUUGUGGAGCUGUCGUUCGUCACUCCGCCCAGACCGGACUCGGUGCCCGACCACCCUCAGGAUCUGUGCACGCCACAGCUGCGACAACUCCUCACCCCCAUCUUCAACCCUCUCACACCUCCCUCGUCAUCAUCGCCAGCCUCUUCAUCUGAUCCCAGGGAGGACGACGUGAUGGACUCAAGCGAGGUGGAGAGGUUCUUUGCCAUUUGGCCAGAAAAUGUUCAACAGAAAGAAAAGACAGUGGAGAACAUGGAGGGGAUGGAUCUGGACAUGUUGGCUCCGUACAUCUCGAUGGACGAUGACUUCCAGCUGACCGCCUUCAGUAGUUUGUCCGAGGAAGUCGACAAACCUUCGUCGGAACCUUCAGCUGUGACUCCUGCAGCCACACUCAGCAGGAAACGGGCCCACAAUCCAGACGAGGAGCUUCUGUCUCAGCUGAUGAUUCAGGACAAGAGACAGAAACAAACUCCUUCGUCAACAGAAGAGGAACUUUUCCUCACUCACAGAUUACUGGACUGUCUGGGGGAACCCGACCAGUCAGAUCUGAUCUUAGACCUGGGACCAGGAGGUCGGAGUCAGCUCCUCACAGACAGAGACCCCGUUUUAGGAGGCGUUCAGGGGCUUUGUGAAACUGCAGCUCUGAUGAGGGACAUAUUCGAUCCUCGCCCUCCUGACCUGUUGCCACCUCUGUCGCCCUUGACUUGAUGGAGCUCCCGUCGGUUCAGAGCUUGGCGCUCGACUCAAGUGCUCGAAGAGAGAAAGUCGACACGGGAUCUACAGCAGCCUGAGCGCACAUAUACAAAUGUAACACGCCAAAAACAUGUACGCACCCGAACAUAGACUCACAUACGCUGUAUCACUUUGCUGGAGGGCUCGACCAGGAAACUCCACUUUCUCUGACUGUGGAACGAGAACCAGUCACUGGUGACGUCCACUUUUUUAAUGAGCGUUUUCCAUCUACAUUUAUAUUCAUCAAUGAUUUCAUGUGUGAAAUCAUCAAGGGUCAAUCUCUCUUGUGGACAACAGGUGGUGCUGAAACCUUUCAUUCAGAGGACGUGAAGAGAACCUGGACACGUGUUUUUCUAUGCAGCUAAAUUUAGCACAACUUUAAACCUUCGAUGGAAGAAAUCAUCAUUUGAAUACGUACAGCAUCUCCCAUAAUGCUCUGCUUUGACAACUUUUCUGCCCUUAUUGUUUUUUGCUCGCACAAACAAAUAUCAGUGGCAUCGUUUAUUUCAGUGGCAUUUUUAUACCCUCAUGCUUCAUCUUUGUUUUCUUGGAUGAUUCAUUUACUGUAAAGAGUUUUAAUCUGGGGAUUUUAUUUCUGUGUUUCCUGAAAUGAGUCGGGCGUCUGAAGGUCAGUCAUGUGUUUGUCCUCGUGAUGUCAACGGAUUCAUCUCAUAUCACAACACUCCUGUUCGUGAACGUGAGGCGAGAGCUCAGAGGAACUUCAGUAAACUUCACCUGUGACCUCUGUUGCAAACACACAUGACACAGAGGAAUCAAACAACACAUGCAACAUGUCGCUCUCUGCAGAUUUGAUUCUGCUUUUUAUCAUAUGUCUAUAACCUGAUCAACUGUCAGUAGAAUUCAUAUAUUUGAUUAAACACUAGUAUUCAUGUUUCUAUCAUCUAUACGUUUGAAUUUCACGACUUUUAACAAACUGUGCCUCGAGUUAUAAAGGCUGAAAGUAGACAAGUGUUUUUCAGGCAGUGAUUUGUUUCCACACUGAAAUGUGGAUUGUUUUGUUAUUUUAACUCUAAAUAAACCCUUAAACAGCAAAAUGUCCAGAUUCACUGUGAAAGAGCAUCUUGUUUAUUUCAGAGCUGUUCUCCUGUUGCCCUGUGAGCCUCUAAUCCUCCAGUCAAAUACAUAUGAAUUAAGGUUUUUCUUCCUGACACAGGAUCCGUUCGAAACGUCCCUGUUGAUUUUUAACGCGGGAGAAUAUUAACCAUGUUUUAUUUUUAUCUCUUCAUCCUGUUUGUGUUCUGGAGUUCUGAAUAAAGCUGUUGAAGCAGAA
Paralichthys olivaceus (Japanese flounder) is the source of this 3364-nucleotide messenger RNA. The record is from RefSeq and is a predicted model, not a curated record. Lineage: Eukaryota; Metazoa; Chordata; Actinopteri; Pleuronectiformes; Paralichthyidae.